Molecule: messenger RNA, 1409 nt
Organism: Scleropages formosus (Asian bonytongue)
Lineage: Eukaryota; Metazoa; Chordata; Actinopteri; Osteoglossiformes; Osteoglossidae
Gene: zfand2a
Product: zinc finger, AN1-type domain 2A
Exons: 10
Coding region: 255-1097 (280 amino acids)
Biological process (GO): proteasome-mediated ubiquitin-dependent protein catabolic process; protein targeting to ER
Cellular component (GO): cytoplasm; endoplasmic reticulum
Molecular function (GO): zinc ion binding
Source: RefSeq, a predicted model, not a curated record
UGGAACGCUCGCGCAUUUACCUCGGAAGCGUCAUCACGUACGGACAACUUGGAUUCGACUGUGGGCCAGAAGAGGCGGAGAAACGGGAAUGUUGAUGUUGGUUGUAUUUAUAUAUGUUGUCAGAGCUAAAUAGAAGACUUUUGUUUUCAUAAUCGAUCUUAAACGAGCGUCAGAAAAGUGGAAAAGAACUGUGGCCAAACCUUGCCGUUACGUAACUGUGUCAACAGGAUCCUGUAAAACAUCAACAUAGUACCAUGGAGUUCCCAGAGCUGGGAGAACAUUGCUCAGAAAAGUCCUGCAAGCGUUUGGAUUUUCUACCCAUGAAGUGUGACGCAUGUGAGGAAAUCUUCUGUAAAGAUCACAUUACUUAUGCAAACCACAAGUGCACUUCAUCUUACAAAAAGGAUAUCCAGGUUCCUGUGUGCCCCCUCUGCAACACCCCAAUCCCCAUUAAGAGGGGCGAAAUGCCAGACAUUAAGGUGGGGCAGCAUAUGGACCGGGACUGCAAGUCUGACCCAGCACAGAGGAAGAGGAAGAUAUUUACAAAUAAAUGUUCAAAGGGAGGCUGCAAGCAGAAGGAAAUGAUUAAAGUUACAUGUGAUCAGUGCCAUUUAAACUUCUGUCUCAAACAUCGACAUCCUUUGGACCAUGACUGUAAGGCUGACAGCCACCCAAUGUCCAAGUCUGGACAUUCUGCUUUACUGCAGUCCCAAGGAAUGACCCCUAGCAGCACUGCUGCUUCUAGCAGUAGAGGAAGCUCCAGAUCUGUGCCCAAUGGCUUGAACAGCCCAAGGACUCAGCAUGUCAGUGUUUCCAGAAGUCAUUCUGCAGCAGACCCAAAUCCCUCCAUGCCGUCGAUGUCUGGACAGAAUGUCAUAUCGCCAUCCUUGUCCUUGCAGGCUGGAAUGACAGAGGAGCAGGCCCUGCAGAGAGCCCUGGAGAUUUCCUUGGCUGAGUCAGCAUGUGGUGCCCAUGCAGCACUCAGCCCUCAGGAACAGGAGGAUCUAGCUCUUGCUCAGGCCCUUGCUGCUAGUGAGGAAGACUACCGACGCCAGCAGCACAGACAGCAGGUAUCAAGAACCCUUAGCAGUCAGUAGCAUGCUAACAGGACCUCUCAUAGGGAAGGGAGUCGAAGCAGUCCAUUUGUAGCCUGUCAUAACACCCCCGUUCAGCUGGACUUGCACUGAGUGAGCCUACCAGCUUCCAACCAGUGAAUGUCUGACCAACACCUUCCGGUUACCAUCGGCAUUCUUGCUGGGCAUCUUUCAUGUGACCACAGAUCAAAGUAUUGAUACACUUGAUUUGAUUUGAUUUGAAAUACAUGCUGAUCACAAAUGUGUUGGCUCCUGACCAAUAUAUUUUAUAUAUUCACCAUGUUAAUCACAAAAAUACUCAUAUGUUUCUUGAAU